This is a messenger RNA of Thlaspi arvense, 1604 nucleotides long. The record is from the annotation of a GenBank genome assembly. NCBI's taxonomy places the organism in Eukaryota, Viridiplantae, Streptophyta, Magnoliopsida, Brassicales, Brassicaceae.
CAUAACGGAAAAAACAGCCUUAUCAGUUAUCACACAUCUAAUCCUGAGGUUGUCUUAGUCGUUUUUUGCAGCAUCGUAAAAAUAUCCCUCCUUUCUUAAGAUACAUCUGACUUUCAGAAUGAAAACUAAUCAUCAUUUAAAUGCCCAAGGAUUAAAUAAACCAGGGGAUUAAUAAUCUUUAUGUUCUCUAGGAUCUCUAGUCAUAAUUUAUGUUUUUCUUGUAAAACUCAUCAGCGAUGUGGGAGAUAUUUCCCAGGAUUACUUACGUCGCAGAAGUUUUUAGGAGUAAACUAAGGAUCUGUUGAUUUUGAAAAUACCCCUAAAACAAAAAUAAAUGAUACCACAGAUCUUAUAAAUCUAAGUUUUUGCUUAGAUUUUGGAUUUUGUAAGCAUGAGUUGUUUCUUAGGGUUAUCACCACACAACAAAAGUAAAGACAAUGAAGGCUCAUCCAUGACUGCUCAUUACGAACAACCGAACCCGCCGUGGAAUGAUCGGAGACAAAUAACAAUAUGUGAAUCGGUGCCAAUGAAAAAAAAAUCACCAAACAAUAUCAAGGCAAAGAGUUUCACAUUCCGUGAAUUAGCGACGGCCACGAACAACUUCAAGCAAGAGUUCUUGAUCGGAGAAGGAGGGUUUGGGAGAGUUUACAAAGGAAAGCUGGAGAAAACAAAACAGGUUGUGGCCGUGAAGCAACUUGAUCGAAAUGGAUUGCAAGGGAACAGAGAGUUUCUUGUAGAGAUCUUCGUGUUAAGCACUCUUCAUAAUCCAAAUCUUGUCAAUCUCAUCGGAUACUGCCUUGAUGGAGACCAGAGACUUCUUGUUUACGAGUUUAUGCCUCUUGGUUCCCUCGAUGAUCAUCUCUUUGAUGUUGCACCAGAGAAACAACCAUUGGAUUGGAACACUCGGAUAAGGAUCGCCUUCGGAGCUGCAAAAGGGCUUAAAUAUCUUCAUGAAAAGGCAAACCCUCCGGUGAUAUAUCGAGAUUUUAAAUCGUCCAAUAUAUUGCUUAAUGGAGAUUUCCAUGCAAAAUUAUCAGAUUUUGGUUUGGCAAAACUUGGUUCGGUUGGGGACACACAAAAUGUAUCUUCCCGAGUUACGGGAACCUACGGUUAUUGUGCUCCUGAAUAUCACAAAACCGGUCAUCUAACGGUUAAAGCGGAUGUAUAUAGUUUUGGAGUCGUUUUGUUGGAACUCAUAACCGGUAGACGAGUUGUGGACACAACAAGACCGUGUCAUGAACAAAAUCUGGUUACUUGGGCACAACCGAUUUUCAGAGAACUGAAUAGAUUUCCCGAGCUAGCGGAUCCACUUCUUCGAGGGGAUUUUCCGGAAAAAAGUCUAAACCAAGUCGUAGCGGUCGCAGCAAUGUGUCUGCAAGAAGAACCAAUAGUUCGACCAUUGAUCAGCGAUGUCGUCACCGCCUUAAGUUUUAUGAGCACCAAAACCGAUUCACCUUCCGGUUUGAACGGUGCCGUCCUUAAUUAUCAAUCUUCGUCUGGUCAGAUUCAAACUAUGGAGGACCUGCUUCAGUAUGAAUCAGCUCCAAGAUAUGUAACACGAUAAAGACUUAUCAAACGCCAAAAUUAUUUUUGGUUUUCACAUU